Messenger RNA from Ricinus communis (castor bean), 1615 nucleotides. RefSeq names its product F-box/kelch-repeat protein At3g24760. Gene Ontology annotation, biological process: SCF-dependent proteasomal ubiquitin-dependent protein catabolic process. The record is from RefSeq and is a predicted model, not a curated record. The transcript has 2 exons. The coding region runs from base 111 to 1277 and encodes 388 amino acids. Gene Ontology annotation, molecular function: ubiquitin-protein transferase activity; protein binding. Lineage: Eukaryota; Viridiplantae; Streptophyta; Magnoliopsida; Malpighiales; Euphorbiaceae.
AGCAUUCUCCACAAUUUAAGUUCCAUUCCCAACUAACUUCCCAACUACCAUUUAACAUCUUUCAGUAUUCUUCUCCUUCUAUCUUCAACCCUCAAAAGUUAAUCUCAAUAAUGUCUGAACCAUUCACUUCGUUGAGCUCAGACCUAAUAGAACUGAUCCUCUCCUCCCUGCCUAUCCCAUCUCUCCUUCGUGCCUCUUCUGUAUGCAAGCUUUGGCAUUCCCUGAUCACUGCUCCUACUUUUCCUUCUCAUCCUCCCCAUCAUCGUCCUUGGUUCUUUCUUCAUGGUCUCCAUAAUACUUCCUCUAAAAACAACCAAUCUUUCGCUUUUGACCCAUCUUCCAAUUCCUGGUUUCGCCUCCCUUAUUUUCCUUUCCCUUCUCGUGAUUUCAUUGGCUCUAACGGCUUCCUCUUUUCUACUGCUGCUUCUUUCUCUUUCUCUCCCGUGCUUAAACCCCGUUGGAAAUCCACAUCUCCUUUGAGUUUUUCGAGAAUCAAUCCUCUUGUUGGUGUUUUUUUGAAGGAUAACAGGCUAGCUUCUUCUUCUUGUUACAACAUUUCCAAGCCUCAUUUUAUUGUGGUUGGUGGUGUAAGAUUUAUUGGUAACUUGGUUGAUAUUGAAGACAGAUUAGCAGUUGAAAUAUAUGACCCUGGUAAUGAUUCUUGGGAUCUUUGUCCUCCUUUACCGGCAGAUUUUCGCUCCGGUAACUCGUCUCAAACUUUAUCCUCUGCCCUUCUCAAAUCGAGAUUCUACGUUUUUGGAAUAUACACUUUCUUUGUUUCGUUUUUCGAUUUGGAUAAGCAUGUCUGGAGCCAAGUUCAAACACUAAGACCACCUGGGGUGCUUUUUGCCUUCUUGAUUGCUUGUCAAGAAAUGCUUGUUUUGGCUGGUAUGUGCAAUGGGCCACAAGGGCCUUCUUUUAAUUUGUGGAAGAUUGGUGAGAAGAAUAUGGAAUUUAGUGAAAUUGCAAUUAUGCCUCAGGAUUUGCUUUAUGGGUUGGUUGAUAGUGAGGAAGAUGAUAAGUUCGCAAGCUUGAAAUGUGUUGGAAUGGGUAAUCUAGUUUAUGUAUUCAAUGAAGAGUAUCAUUGUAUGUAUCCUGCUUGUAUUUGUCAGAUUUUUAGUGAGACUGGUAAAUGUAGCUGGAAGAGAGUGCCCCAAUUGCCAUCACCUGUUAACAAGUUCCACAAGGUUAUCAGCUUUUGUUCCAUGGUUUUGCUACAGCAUGUUUUUCUGGAUGACGAGGAAGAACUUGAAAUAGUGCUGCCUAUGUUUGAUUGAGAAGCUUGUCUACUCGAUAAGUGUCUGGUGAGGCCUCAACUUUCUUGGAAUGAAAAAGGUUAUAUAUGUAACUGCAACUGCUAAAGAUAUCUUACAUAAUCUGGACUGUCCUUAAGGUAAGCUUCAAGCUCUCUUAAGUUCUCCUGACAAUAUACCAAUCUUCUCUUGUAUCAAAUAUUAAUUCUUCCAUGAGGUAAUAUGUUCUUACACUUUGUUGCUUGCAUCAGAAUUAUGCUUGCGAGUUAGAUCUUGGCAUGUAUAAUCUUAAAUUGCUGAACAAGUGGUUCAGACCUCAAAGUUUCAUACAAAUUUACUCUUUAGCUCUCCUCUUUCUUCUU